GUAAUGUAUUAUUAUGAUAUGUAGAAAUUAAGAAAGACGGAGAGAGAUGGAGGUGAUGGAUUAUGUCGGCCAAAUUUGGAUUUAUCUUAAAGGCAGAUUAACGUGGCGGCCGUGCCCAGACGACAGAAUAGCAGCCAAGUAGGAAACAAAGGUAGCCAAACCUCUUCAUAUCUCUUUACAUAUUACGCUACACUAAAUAUUAUAUAAGUAAAACCAUAGCUCGAGAAGCAACCGUUUUAGUAUUUUUAGUAUUGACAACAGAAUCUUUCUGGGUUCUUGUUUUUCUUUUUUACAAGACACCAAACCAAAUCUUUAACUUAGUACUUUUAGUUGUUAAAAUUAACCAUGGAAGGAGGGUGCUGUACAUCGUCAACAAGUACUCCAAGUUCAACUUCAACAGCAACCACAGAGAAACGGAAGCAUAGCAGGCAACAAAACCAAGAGAAGCCAUACAGAGGGAUAAGGAUGAGGAAGUGGGGUAAGUGGGUAGCAGAAAUUAGAGAACCAAACAAGAGGUCUAGGAUUUGGCUUGGGUCCUACUCAACACCAAUAGCUGCAGCUCGUGCAUACGACACGGCUGUUUUCUAUCUGCGAGGCCCUUCUGCUAGGCUUAAUUUCCCUGAUUUGAUAUACCAAGAAGAUGAGCUGCGAGAUGUGUCUGCUGCUUCUAUACGCAAGAAAGCCACUGAAGUUGGGGCUAAAGUGGAUGCCUUACAAACCGCUGUCCAUGCAUCACCAGAAGAUAACUCACGAGUGUUACUUUCAGAGAAACCUGAUUUGAACAAGUUCCCAGAAAAUUCUGAUGAAGAGUGAUCAAAACAAGAUCGUUGAUUAGCAGUUAUAAUUAACUGUCUGUAUCUUCUUUUUUAAUAAGUCUAUCAAGAUCUUUUUGGUUAGCCAAGGCGCAUAUGUAGCCGGAGAAAAUUUCUGGCAGAAAAGAAAUUAAGUCGUAGUUGAAUCAGUACGUAUCAGUAAUAGAUACUGUCAAAAAUGAGUUCUAGUGAUGAUGAUCGAUCACUGGUAACUGCAGUGUUGUGUGAUAUGUUUGUACCGUUGUAAUAAUUCCAAAUUAAGAGUUGUGAUGAUGAGGGGAGGAAGAAGAAUGGCCAUGGAAGGUGGGGAUAUAAAGAAACAGCCAUGGCCUACCUUUCCCUCUCUUAACAGCGAUGAAGCUAGCGUAAUUUGAAGUUUCCAAGCAAAAGAAAUCAAGUAGAUAAGGAGAUAAGGCAAGAGCUUAGCACCAAGCUGUGGCACUUGUGACGUGCCUGUGGACACCACAAAGCACAAUGACAUACACACUGCUGUAUGAGAGCAAGUGGUCCUUAAUCAGAAGGUGGUCGCCUUCAUGGGAUGGUGGAAAGCUUACGAAAGGUUGUUUGUUGGAAGUUGAUGGGGGUGAUGAAAGCCAAAGGUGGGCGGUGAGUGGGUUCUCAGUUUCCUUCUUUUCUAGUAUAUGUUUUUUAAUUUGUUUGUUGCUUUGGCUAUACAUGCAUUUAGCUCUAGCUGCUGUCAAAUGCUGGUGCAUGUGGAGGCCUUGCCUGUGAAGUGUGCGAGGACCAUUUAUAUAUAUAAUAUAUGAUAGGGUUUCCCUCAA
Molecule: messenger RNA, 1594 nt
Organism: Populus trichocarpa (black cottonwood)
Lineage: Eukaryota; Viridiplantae; Streptophyta; Magnoliopsida; Malpighiales; Salicaceae
Product: ethylene-responsive transcription factor RAP2-1
Exons: 2
Coding region: 346-813 (155 amino acids)
Biological process (GO): regulation of DNA-templated transcription
Molecular function (GO): DNA binding; DNA-binding transcription factor activity
Source: RefSeq, a predicted model, not a curated record